AUGGAACAUGUGCAGGCGCAAGUGAAGCGGACAGACACUACAAGGUGGCGUUUACGAGACAACGACAGUCGUCACACUUGGCACUAUCUCGAUAAUGACGCCGCAGCAAAAGACUGGCCACAAAGUUACGCGGACAAGUACUAUCUCGGCUUGCCUUUAGAUCUUCCUAAUCUGGGACGAGCAACGUCCUCUUUAGGUGCUGUGGAAAAUACAUUGACAUUUUUGGAAAAGUUGCAGCUCCCAUCUGGGCAUUGGGGAUGUGAAAGUGGCGGCCCUAUGACAUUUUGCGCAGGCAUAGUCAUUGCCUGGUAUGUCACAGAAACCGCAAUCCCCGACCACGUUGCAACCGAACUGCAGGCAUAUCUUGCUGCUAGAGUCAACCCACAAGUUGGAGGGUGGGGUAUUCAUACCACCGGAGACAGCAAUAUUUGCGGCACGACCUUGAAUUAUAUUGUCAUGAGAAUCGCCGGCAUGUCUCCAGAUCACCCUAUUCUUAUUCGAGCGAGAGAGUUUGUUCACUCGCAAGGAGUAGCCCUAUACUCAUCGUGCUGGGGCAAGGUCUGGAUGGCCAUCCUGGGCAUUGUGGACUGGGAUAUCGUCCAUCCAAUGCCUGCAGAACUCUGGCUGCUCCCCGACUGGAUGCCGUUCCACCCACGGAGGUUCUUCGCCGAGAUAAGGCUGCCCGGUCAGUCAAUGUCCUACCUGUAUUCGAAGAGGUGGAGAUGCAAGGAGACAGAUCUCAUCAGGUCGCUCAGAAAAGAACUUCUUGCUCAGCCAUAUGGAGACAUCGACUGGAAACGACACAGGACAACUGUCGCAAAGGAGGACUACAAGCAGCACAGGUCAUGGUUGGCUGAUGGCGUAAGCUGGGCUUACGUCAAUAUUUGGAAGCUCUAUUUGCUACCCAAGUCUAUGAAAUCCAGGGCAGAGGCCUGGCUGAGCGAGCUGAUUGAUGUACAAGCAAGCAAUACGUAUCAUGGUGGUAUUGCCGCAACCGACCAGCCACUGUCGACCAUUGUAUCCUUCUUCCGAGACGGCACCAACUCUGUUUCCUUGGCUAAAUAUGUCGAUAAAUUACAAGAAUUUCUCUGGAUGACUGGAGAUGGCCUGCAAAUCAACUCUACUAACGGCAGCCAGUCCUGGGACACUGCAUUCAUUGUUCAAGGCAUAUGUGCAGCCGGCCUACAUCGAGAUGAACACUGGAGAGAGAUGUGUGUGAAAGCCUUGCAGUUCUUUGAAAAGCAGCAAAUCCGACAAGACUGCCCCGAACAAGAAAAGUAUUAUCGCCAACAACGCAAGGGUUGUUGGGCUUUCAGCAAUAAGUAUCAAGGUUACGCCGUUAGUGACUGUACGGCCGAGGCGAUCAAGGCUGUAAUCAAGCUCCAAACUACCGUGCAUUAUCCCGUCCUGUUGGAAGAAGAGCGAAUAUUCGAUUCUGUGGACUCUAUCAUUCUGUAUCAGAAUAGCACCGGGGGCGUCUCCGCCUUUGAGGCACGACAAGGCAGCACAUAUCUUGAGCUGCUCAACCCUUCAGAAAUUUUUGCGGAGCUCAUGGUCGAGUACGACUUCCCAGAGUGUACGUCGUCAUGCGUCACGGCUUUGGCCCUAUUCAGAGAACACUGGCCACACUACAGGACCCGAGACAUUGAAAACUUUAUACAGCGCGGAGUCCGGUGGAUCAAAUCCGACCAGCGAGCUGAUGGUUCGUGGUAUGGAUUUUGGGCUAUUUGCUUCACCUAUGGUACCAUGUUCGGCUUGGAGGCGCUGGCUGCUGUGGGUGAGACCUAUGGGACCAGUUCAGCCGCCCGAGCAGCCUGCGACUUCCUCAUCUCGAAGCAGCGAGAAGAUGGAGGAUGGUCGGAAAGCAUACAAGGUUGCGAACACAAAAGAUAUAUAGAAGAUCCGCGGGGCUCACUUAUUGUGCAGACAGCUUGGGCGCUCAUCGCCUUGAUGGCUGGCGAGUACCCAGCCGUGGAACCGAUAAAACGUGGCGUCCAAUUUCUCAUGACCCGACAACAAAAUAAUGGCGAAUGGCUGGAGGAGGCGAUUCCAGGCGCCUUCCACCGUUUUUGUUCAUUUUCAUAUCCCAAUUACAAGUUUUCCUUUACUAUCCGUGCUCUAGGUAACUUUGCGACAAGGUACCCGGAAGAAAAGAUUCCAGCACAGGCCUAG
Messenger RNA from Metarhizium acridum CQMa 102, 2172 nucleotides. RefSeq lists its product as uncharacterized. Gene Ontology annotation, cellular component: lipid droplet. Gene Ontology annotation, biological process: triterpenoid biosynthetic process; ergosterol biosynthetic process. Lineage: Eukaryota; Fungi; Ascomycota; Sordariomycetes; Hypocreales; Clavicipitaceae. Gene Ontology annotation, molecular function: lanosterol synthase activity. The record is from RefSeq and is a predicted model, not a curated record.